Molecule: messenger RNA, 1798 nt
Organism: Lycium barbarum (goji berry)
Lineage: Eukaryota; Viridiplantae; Streptophyta; Magnoliopsida; Solanales; Solanaceae
Exons: 5
Coding region: 715-1308 (197 amino acids)
Biological process (GO): rRNA processing
Cellular component (GO): nucleus
Source: RefSeq, a predicted model, not a curated record
AUCAUUAUUUCUUAUUGUUUUGGUAAGUCCAGCCUGUUCUAUCACUACUGAGGUGUUUAAAAUUUUCUAUUUUUUCCCAUCUGUUUUUCCCUUGAUUUUAGUCAGUAAAUGUAUUGUCCUGUUAGUAUUCCAGAGUAUCUUUGCUAUUUUAGCAAGAGAUAAUGAACCAAAGCUGCAAGAAGAAACUUAGAGGCAGAGAAUGAGGAUAUCACUUUGUAGAUUGAUUAAGGUGAUGGUUAAAAAUUAUGGUAGGGAGCUAGUACAUACUUGGAUAAAGUGCUCACAAACUUUAUAACACGUGUUGGGCAUUUACCCCUUGCAUGAAGCAUAACAUCAGUUCAAAAGCAGAGUCUAUUAUAUGUGUUUUCAAUAUUUAGUUGAUUAUUUUGUUAUAGUUCACCUUUCCAUAUUGGGUAAUCUAUUAGAGUAUACUAAUGCUAAGAUUGGGCUGCUUCAAUCUUUCUUUUGCAGCCAGUUGCUCCCUCAUAUUGGCUCUAUAAUAUGACACCUAACCAACUACUUUGAGACUUCUGCUUUGCGAGAGCUAAGGAUAAAGAUGUACGCAAUUAUGAAAGUUCUGCUGAUGUCACUCGGGUUUGGUAGGCAUUUUAAAUUUUCUACACGUUUGUACUUCUUUUGUCCUUUGUUUAUGCUGAUAACCAGCUGCCUAACUUAGAGGCUGGGUUGUCUGUGGGCACUUGGACUCCUCCUUAUAUGGUCUUGAGCAAUCCUCACCUCUUGAGCUUGAGGAUAUCCAGACACUUGACUGAUGUGAUUGUUCACAAUUCAUUGAUGGAUUUGGAUGAGGGAGGCACAUCUUCUGUUGCAAAACAGAAGAUAUAUCCAGAGACUACAACAAAGACUUCCCGCAAGAAGAGGAAGCAUGCAAGUGCAAGUAGUUCUCUUGAGGGGCAGCCUGAUAGAGAUGUUUUUGAAGUGGAAAUAUCCCCAAAUAUGGCUUCGUUAUCUGUUAAGAUAGCUGCACUAGAGGCAUUGGAAACCCUUCUUGCUGUGGGUGGUUCUUGGAGAUCCGAGAGUUGGCGAGUAAAAGUUGAUCACCUUCUUUUGGAUGUUACCAGAAAUGCUUGGAAAAGAGGGUGGGCCAAGGAUGACAGAGGCGAAGACUAUCAAAUUGCAGCUUUACGGGCCCUUCUGGCUUCUCUCCUCUCUCCUGGACGCACUCGCCCACCACACCUAUCUCAAGGGCUUGAACUUUUCCGCAGAGAGGUUGUAGAUUUGGAGGUUCCUAUAAAAGAUACUUCGGUAACAUCAGCAUUUGCUGCAACUCAAACACAUGAUGGCAGGUGAAAAGAGGAGUAAGAAAACAAAAAAGGCUAAGGAGACGGGGGUUCCCAGAGACCACAAGAAAUCCUUGCGAUUAGAGAUAGAAGCCCGUCGCCACGUCUCCUACCACGCGGCGCUCCAUUGGCACGUCUUCUAAUACCGAGUCGUUCGAUAGAGUGUCAAACACACAAAGGUAUGUUUGAAUGUUAAUGUUGUGGUGGAUUUGUGGAUUGUGUAAGUGUUUUGUAGAUGUUUGCGAGGGGUGAAGUAGUCUAAUGUUGUAGACUAACUUAGUCUAAUGUCGUAGACUAACUUAGUGUAGAUCUACUAGUUUAAUGUUUUGUGGAUGUUUGCAAAGGUUGUGAAGUAGUUUAAUGUUGUGUAGAUGUUUGCGAAUGUUGAAGUAGCUUAAUGUCUCUUCGGAAUGUUUGAAUGAUGUUUCGAUUCAACUUUGAAGUAGUUUCGAAUUGAAUUUGACGUAUUGUUGGUUGUAAUAUAUGUGUUUGUUGAAGUA